This is a messenger RNA of Polyodon spathula (Mississippi paddlefish), 4190 nucleotides long. RefSeq names its product homeobox protein TGIF2-like. The record is from RefSeq and is a predicted model, not a curated record. Gene Ontology annotation, molecular function: DNA-binding transcription factor activity, RNA polymerase II-specific; RNA polymerase II cis-regulatory region sequence-specific DNA binding. The transcript has 3 exons. The coding region runs from base 1002 to 2180 and encodes 392 amino acids. Lineage: Eukaryota; Metazoa; Chordata; Actinopteri; Acipenseriformes; Polyodontidae. Gene Ontology annotation, biological process: regulation of transcription by RNA polymerase II.
UCUCACGAGUUUCAGCAUUGAUUGGUGGGUCUUGUCUUGAAAAGUUAAUGGCAUUACAAUUUCAAACUUUUUUUUUUUUUUAAUGCGUUAUGGUAAACAACGGAAUGACACGACACUAUUUAUACAUUUUGUUGUUAAGAAAAUGGUACAGAAUAGUCUGGAAAUACAAAAUGAAAUUCAUACCUGCACUAUUAAGAUUUCACCAGUGUUAAUUACAUAGACUAAGUCAUGUUUUACAGGAAACAUCUAACACGUUGACAUGUUCACAAAAUGGGUUAUAACGUAACAUCUCUUUAAAUACCGGAUUUGUAUUUUGUUUUAUUUUUUUCUGUAAUGUGGCACUACAUUUUUAAUUAAGUUAUUAUUCCCAACUAUAUCAUCUCAUCAAUAUGUCACGGCUAUAUCACGAAACGAAUUGUUGUCAUCAAGCUAAAAAAUGGAUUGAUUGUGGAUUGAAAGAGAAACACACAGCGCUCUAUCUAGACCACUUAAUUAAAUGUCCAGAGUAACAAUGUAGCAUUGCUUCGGGUUAGUGUUUACAGUGUUAGGGUUACUAUCAGGGAUGUCUGAAUUUUGAAUGAGGUUUUGUGACUGUCACUCACCCUGUGACAACUCGUCGCUUUCCCACAUUCCCUGGGCGCUGAUUGGAUCGGAUGGCGACGGGGAGGGUGUUUUUCCAAGCUCGGCGCUGUCAGAUUGGCAAAUUGAGGAUCGAGUUGCUGUAGCUGCAGGUAGGGAGACGGGAUAAAGCGAGAACGCCAAACAAAUCUGAAAAAACGAGAAGGCUGCCUUUUAAUUUUUAAAUUGUUAUUUUAAAAAAGGGGAAAACAAGGACCCGUUUCCGAAGAGAAAAGCAGCAUCUAAGCGGAGUCAAGAGGAAAAUCUCGGAGCACGGGAAAUUCCAGUGUGCAUGAGUGAAUGUUUUCUUUGGGGGGGCGCACGGGUUUUCCAAGGAACUUAAAGAAAACCCCAUUUGCCUGCUAACCGACCCACCACAAAGCAUGAAACAUUUGAAAAGAGCCCGGGAAGAGGAGCGCAUCCGGGAGGCCGAGUUCUCUGUGAUGUCAGACAGUGACCCGUGCGAGGAUGACGGGGGCAGCAGCUUCCCCUUGGACCUGUCGGGCAACUCGGGCAAGAGGCGUCGCCGCGGAAACCUGCCCAAGAAGGCGGUGCAGGUCCUGCGAGACUGGCUGUAUGACCAUCGUUUCAAUGCCUACCCCUCUGAGCAGGAGAAACUUAGCCUGUCCGGGCAGACAGGCCUCUCUGUGCUGCAGAUCUGUAACUGGUUUAUCAAUGCACGGCGCCGUCUGCUCCCGGACAUGCUCAGACGGGACGGCAAGGACCCAAACCAGUUCACCAUCUCGCGGCGGGGGGGCAAGAUCACAGAGCCCAGGACGGGAGGUGGAACCAGCUCUCCAGAAACAAGCCCGGCACUCCUAGCUGCACUGCGCCCGUCUGUUAUUCAGCCUGCCCCAUACCUGGACCUUAAUAUCCUUGGGAGCACAGCGACGGCCAUCUUGAGUGGGGCAAACUUCUCCACCACGCCCGCCAUCUUGAGCAGGGCAAACCAGCUGAGCACAGUGACUGUAUUGAGCAAGACAGGCUCUUCUGACACAGCAGCCAUCUUAGGCAGGGCAGACUCAGUGAGUCCAACCGGAGGACUGUUUAACACACCGCCCCCUACGCCUCCGGAGGUGUGUCUGCAGGACUUCAGUGACUUUCGGUUACUGGUAGAGGUAGCCCUGCAGCGAGCAGCUGAGCUGGAUAACCAACGGCAGAGUGGGCCAGGGAUGGUCGGUGCCAAGAGUGAAGCGAGCAAGGCAGUGAAGAGUGAGCAGAGUAAGAUUAAGUGCAUGGGCGGUGUUGACAAGGAGGAGGUCCAAAGUGUUAACGUGCCAGCUAUCCAAGGAAUUCAAACACUCAGUGGAUCGAUGGCUGUGGAGAACAUUGCCACUAGUGUGCAACAUGCCCAGAAUGUCCACUUGAUAAGUGGCGCGAGGGUUGAUGAGAAGAGGCUGAAUUCCCAGGAGACUGUUGUUCACGGGGUCUAUGAGCCGAGUGUUUGGACUAUUUGUGCACAGAGGCCCGUUCACUUGGAAAGCAUCCAGAGUGUUCAGAGUUCUGUUACGUGUGCAUGGAGCUCCCAGCACGCUCAUGCUGUGCGUGAAGCUGUGAACUAGGGCACAGGACCGUCGAAAAACUUGUUGCCAAGCUUGCUGUCUGCUGCUUCCAUUACUUCUAUAUAAUGGAUGGAAGAAAGGAAAACAAUGUCUGCACAGUAGAAAUGUUAAAUGGAGAAAGUCAGUUGCUGGUACUUAAUGUGUUUCACAAGUUGUUUGAAAUGCUGUUGGAAAUGUGGUAUCUUUAAAAAAAAAAAAAAAAAAAAAAAAAAGAGUAGACCAGGCUUGUGUGUUUUCUUUUUUAAUCGGUGCAACAGAUACUGUGAACUGUUUAGAGGUGCUCUGUGGUUUUACAAUACAUCGGGGCUUUUAAAGAACUGUUUUUUAGGGUCAGGAUUCUUCUUGAGUUUCUUCACCCUGUCUGAAACUCUCAUUCCAAAGAUUUUCUUUGAGUUACUUUAGGGAGAUGGAUAUCGUUUUGAACUUUUUUUUUUGUGGAAAUAGAAAUACCAAUGCACAGUAGUUUGAGUCGUUCCAAUUUAAAUUUCUGUAGCUUCAAAGCAAAAUUGACAAAUUGGGGAGGUAUGGAAUUUAUUUUUUUGGUUCUUAGUCAAAUACUGUUACCACCUCCUGUUAUGGUGGUGUUAUGAAGGUCGGACAUACAGUCAUUAUGAAUGAUCAGCUAUCCAGUGAAAGUUUCUUUUAAAUCUAUCACUGUAGCUGAUAUUGCCUGCAGUCUUGCCCAUAGCAAAAACUAGUCUCAGAAUGGGGUAUGCAGAAAAACGCAUGGAUUUGUGAGUGUUUUCAGGUGUAUGUAAAGUAAGCCUGAAAGUUGGCUGCAGUGUCACUAAAUUAUUUGAAACCCACAGUUAAGGCGUAUAAAUUCAAAAAGCUUCAAGUUAUUCCAUAAGUUUACCCUUUCUUGCACCAUGUGCUAAAUGCAUUGCCUUGUAUAGUUUGUGUGCAUGGGGUGUAACAGCCAUUUACUGGAUCUGCUUUAGCCAGCCCUAUAAUAAUGAAUCUGAGACAGUUCUGUGGUUUUAAUGAACCCUGAGACUGAUUCCCAUGAGUGGGAGUGAUGUGUUUACCUAGCCAGUGUGAAGGAGGUGCUCAGUGUUGGAGCAGGUGCAUUGUGGGAAAGGAGGCUCCAGUUUUACUCCUGCUUCUGCAUAUACAUCUAUCUUGUGAUUUAUCUGUCUUGUUGCUGGAACAGAGAAGUCGAGAAUGCAAAGUUUAAGGGUUGAGUUGUUUUAUGUGCACCAGGUAUUAAAUUGUUUUGGCUUUUCUUUAAGUUCUAUGUUUAGUAGCCAGACACAAACUGUGCACCUGCUGUUUAAAUGUGUGCUCAUUUCUACAAUAGAUGCCUGCGUGAAAGGGCUGCAGGGCCCAUUUCGACUUGACCUCUCCUGUGCAUAAGACUGGGUUGUAAUAUCCUGUUUUCAUAUGACCUAAAAAAAUACUUCUAAAGGGACUCUGCAGUUUUCAUUUUUAUACGUUACUGGUGAUUGUGUCUUUUCUGAAUUGGAGGUCACCUUUUCGAACAAGCUGUUGAAUAGUGCAAUAUACUGGGGAGAUAGACUUCAUUAAAUUCCAUUUUUGUAGCCUUAAGUAUGUGACUUUUUUUUUUUUUUUCAUACAUGUAACAAAUAAAAUUGAAUUCUUAAUUUGUGUGUUAUGUUUCUGCUGGUUGUAAUCUCCGAAUUGAAUUUAUUGAUAAACAGUACUUCAAGAACACAAUUUUAAUCAUAAAGAAAUACUUUAGUUAUGUAGGAAAACCCAUUUAUUUGUGUUACUCCACUGAAUAAUACAAAAGAAUAAACUGGAUUUUAGAGAGGGGAAAAAUACAAAAACCUACAGAGAGGCAGACUGGUCUACUUAAUUCUCUCAGAGACAGCUUUGGAUCUUUCUUUUGGUUCAGCAAAGGUACUAUAAAUGAUGUAAUAAGCCUCUAAUUACAUUCCAUUUAAAGUGGUGGGAUACUACACACUAAGGUCAUCAUUCAGUCCACAACCUGCUGUCUUUUCCAUGGGUAUUCCAUUCUUGUCAUGAUUCAUUUUAUAUAGUGAUCUC